AAUCGUACGUGGUUGAAUGUUCCUCAGGAUCAGUCAGCCUGGGCAUAUGCUUGCAUAUGGUUUUCUCAGAGAGUGUGCCGCCUUCUGCUGAGUAAACUCGGUUGAAUUCAAAGUGUUCCCUAAUCGCCGAAUGCCUUUACCCGACCUUCAUUAAUGUCUGUUCGGCUUGGGCGAGAUUCCUGAUAUAUAAAGUGCACUGUGUACAUCGCUGUGUCCCCAGACAAUUGAUAUCCAUUCCACGCAUCUCAUACCUAGUUUGAUAAUCCUUGAUUCCAAUAGAGCACCAUGUCGUCCUCAACAUCCGCCCUCUUCUCCCCCAUCCGCGUUGGCAAUAUGAACUUACAGCACCGCGUCGUUCUUGCCCCACUUACUCGUUACCGCGCGCACGCAGAUCACGUUCCAGGCCCACAAGCCCCAGCGUACUACUCUCAGCGAGGGUCCAUCCCUGGAACUCUUCUUGUCACAGAGGCCACACUCAUAUCUCAGAAUGCUGGCGGUUAUGACAAUGUCCCUGGAAUAUACACUGAGGCCCAUAUUGAGGGGUGGAAGAAGGUGACAGAUGCAGUCCACGAGAAGGGCUCGUUCAUUUUCCUACAACUCUGGGCACUCGGCCGCGCCGCAGAAACCGCCGCUCUCGCCAAAGAGAACAACAGUCCCUAUGUGGGAGCCUCACCCAUUCCCCUCCCUGGAAGGCCAGAAACAGAAGUGCCACGCGCUCUCACCACAGAUGAAAUCAAGGAGUACGUUUACACGUACGCCGCCGCCGCGAAAAAUGCCAUUCGAGCGGGCUUCGAUGGUGUUGAAAUUCAUGGCGCGAACGGCUACUUGAUCGACCAAUUCAUUCAAGACGUUACCAACCACCGUACGGAUGAAUAUGGCGGGAGUAUCGAGAAUCGGGCGAGAUUCGCACUCGAGGUUGCAGAUGCCGUUGUAGAGGCUGUUGGCGCCGAGAGGACAGGGUUCCGAAUGAGUCCAUGGGGCAUAUUCAGCGGAAUGGGCAUGGCAGAUCCAAAACCCCAGUUCUCCUACGUCGCCGAGCAAUUGCACAAGCGCAAACUCGCCUACCUGCACGUCGUAGAGCCGCAGACUUCCGAACAGAAGAGCGAUUUCCUCCGUGAUAUCUGGAAUGGACGUGAUGGGCGUGAGGGAAGCACGUUCAUCAGCGCGAAUGGGCAUGACCGCAAGAGCGCUAUUGAGACGGCAGACAACAAGGGCGGACUUGUUGCAUUCGGGAGGUCGUUUAUGCCAAACCCCGACCUUCCAUUCCGCCUACUAAAGGACAUUCCGCUCGAGCGUGGGGACCAGAAAACGUGGUACAUAGUCGGUAAUUUAACGCCAACGGGCUACUCUGACUGGCCCUUUGCGCCGGAGUAUGGUCAGCAGAUUCUAAGUUCUGAACACUAAAAUAGACGACUGGGACACUAGAGAUACCAUGAUAUUACCCUCCAUGCGCAUUAUAAUAUUUAUUCAAGCUUAUCUGCACACACGGCUCAGUCAGUUGGCAGCGUGUAUUUUUAAUCUUAUGCCUGCUCCACACGCAAGGUCAGCCUAUC
Messenger RNA from Suillus paluster, 1553 nucleotides. RefSeq lists its product as uncharacterized. NCBI's taxonomy places the organism in Eukaryota, Fungi, Basidiomycota, Agaricomycetes, Boletales, Suillaceae. The coding region runs from base 286 to 1404 and encodes 372 amino acids. Gene Ontology annotation, molecular function: NADPH dehydrogenase activity; FMN binding. The transcript has 4 exons. The record is from RefSeq and is a predicted model, not a curated record.